Suillus discolor is the source of this 272-nucleotide messenger RNA. Its product is annotated as plasma membrane proteolipid 3. The record is from RefSeq and is a predicted model, not a curated record. The transcript has 5 exons. Gene Ontology annotation, cellular component: membrane. NCBI's taxonomy places the organism in Eukaryota, Fungi, Basidiomycota, Agaricomycetes, Boletales, Suillaceae. Bases 82 to 264 code for a protein of 60 amino acids.
AAUUCAAUUGACGUCACUGGGAGUAGUGCCAGUCUAUAUAACGGCAGGACGCAGUGACUGCAUGCUGGGUUCACUUGCAACAUGGCAUUCACAGCUUCCGAUAUUUGCAAGGUACUUUACUUUCCUUAUUCUAGCAAUUGUGCUAUCGUUUUUCCUCCUUUAGGUGUAUUCUUGGAACGGGGGUGUACAGCCGACCUGCUCAUUAAUUGCCUGCUAACUCUUCUUGGAAUCAUUCACGCACUCUACAUUAUUCUGAAGUAUUGAGGGCGUUU